Staurois parvus is the source of this 1543-nucleotide messenger RNA. Lineage: Eukaryota; Metazoa; Chordata; Amphibia; Anura; Ranidae. The record is from the annotation of a GenBank genome assembly.
UAUGGUGAUGGCUACAUCAUGAUUGGCUUCUCCCUUGGCUUCUUUGUGGUGAUUUCCACACACAUGAGUGAGAUUGGUCAAGAGCUGUUCCAGGCAAGCAACCACAAAGAUAAUCUAACCAGUAUCGCCAUUUCACAGUCGUUGAACAAAGCUGCAUCUUGUGGUGACAACAAUAUUAAAAUCCAUGACUUGAGUGAGCUAAAAGAAAUGUAUGCGAUCAUCACCCCUGGAUGAUGAAACUAAAGGUUUAGAUAGACUUUCCUGGACAGAUGAUGGACAGUUGUUGGCAGUAUCCACUCAGCGAGGGUCACUCAGUGUCUUCUUAACCAAACUUCCUAUCUUGGGAGAUACAAGUGGCACCAAGAUUGCCUAUCUCACAUCCCUGCUGGAGGUCACUGUGUGCAAUCUGGCAGAAGGGGAGUUGCCAAUCACAGUUUCUGUUGAGGUGGAACCUAAUUUUGUGGCUGUGGGUUCUUACCAUGUUGCUGUAGGAAUGAACAACCGGGCCUGGUUCUAUGCUCUGACCGAGAAUGGUGUAGAGAAGCUGAAGGACAUGGAAUACCUGGGAACUGUUGCAAGCAUGAGCCUAAAUUCUGAUUAUGCUGCUGCUUUGUUCGAGGGCAAAGUACAGCUUCAUAUGACUGGGCUUGUGAAGUACUUUUACCUUGAAGAUUGGCAAUACGUUAAUGAAUACCGACACCCAGUCAGCAUACGAAAGAUCUUUCCUGAUGCAUCUGGAACAAGAUUAGUUUUAAUCGAUGAAAAGACAGAAGGAUUUGUGUAUUGCCCACAAAAUGAUAAUUUGUAUGAUGAGAUUCCGAACUUUUCCCCAACUAUCAAAGGCAAUACUUUUGGGAAAACUGGGGCAAUGGAGGAUAAAGGGGUCUUCUGUGCCUUUGAUGAUGACAAGGUGUUUCAUACGUUUUUGUCACAAGGACACUAUACAAGGUUCCAAGGUUAUCCUAGCAGGAGGAACUAAGCUACCUUAUGCUCAUAAACCUGUUCUCUUACACAAUGGAGAGCUGACCUGUCAGACUCAGAGCGGAAUGCUAAACAACAUCUAUUUAAGUACAACACCAAUUUUAGCCUGAGCAGUGUAAAGGAUACAGAUGCCAAAGAGCUUACAAAGAUGCUAACACAGACUUUAAUGUUGAGAAGGUUUUCAGAUUCCUGGGAUGUCUGCAGUUCACUGAAUGCAGAAGAGAACUGGAAUGAGCUUGCCCGGGCCUGUCUGCACCACAUGGAGGUGGAAUUUGCAAUACGUGUAUAUAGGAAGAUUGGAAAUGUGGGCAUGGUGAUGUCACUAGAACAGAUAAAGGGGAUAGAGGAUCACAAUCUCCUGGCUGGUCAUCUUGCCAUGUUCACCAAUGACUUCAACUUAGCACAGGACCUGUACCUAGCUUCUAGCAGUCCUAUAUGUGCACUUGAAGUAAGACGAGACUUGCAGCAUUGGGAUAGUGCCCUACAACUUGCAAAACGCCUGGCUCCCAACCAGAUACCAUUCAUAUCAAAGGAAUACGCAAUACAGCUGGAAUUCACGUGA